AUGUCGUCGUCAGAGGGCGCCCCGGAGUCGUGGAUCUCCUCCUUUUGCUCGCUCAUGGGCCAUGAGUUCUUUGCAGAGGUCUCGGAGGAUUUCAUCGAGGAUGAUUUCAAUCUGACUGGAUUGCAGUCUCAAGUGCCCAUGUACAAGGAGGCAUUGGAGAUGAUUCUGGAUGUGGAACCGGAAGAUGAUGAGGAGGAGGAGGAAGAAGAAGAGGAAGAGGAAGAUGAGGACGAGAUCCUGGGUGAUGAGCGACCUCUGGCGUACCGGAGGGCCGGCGAUCGUCGGCAUACACGUGUGGCGAGCGACUUGAGUGUUAUCGAGAGCUCUGCAGAGCUGCUGUAUGGGUUGAUCCACCAGCGAUACAUCACCUCGCGGCCUGGUAUUCAACAGAUGCUUGAAAAGUACGAAAUGCAACACUUUGGAGUGUGUCCGCGCGUGAAUUGCGGUGGGUGCAAGGUCCUCCCCGUGGGCCGAUCCGACACUCCUGGCCAAGAAACCGUCAAGCUCUUCUGCCCAGGCUGUUUGGACAUCUACACCCCACCCAACAGCCGGUUCCACUCUGUCGAUGGUGCCUUUUUUGGCACCACCUUUGGAUGUCUUUUCUUUAUGACUUUCCCCGAUCUCAGCGUCGGCCCACGCCUCGACGGUCCUCUGGCUGCUGCCGGUCGCUCCUCAUCCACACCUGCCAGCGCACAAUUCCUCAACGAACCCCCCACCCCCGAAGAACAGCCGGCCGAGAUCAACGGCAUGCAUACCUCCAACUUCUGUCCUGGUCUCGGGCGCGGAAAGAUCUACGACCCAAAGAUCUACGGAUUCAAGGUUUCCGAGGUGUCGCGCGUCGGCCCGCGGAUGAAGUGGCUUCGUAUGAAGCCAAGGGAUAUCUUUGAGGUGGAUGAAGCUCGCAAUUACGAGCUCUAUGCCGCGGAACGGGAUCAUGAAGUGAGGGAGAAUGAGGCACGCGAACGUGAGGCUGACAAUGAUGGUGAUAUGGAAAUGAAUGCUGAACAAUCACAAGAAGCGGCAAUCGCGAAUCGAAAAAAGGCCCCCAUGCGCCGUCGACGACAGACGCCCAGCCAGACGGCUCCUUCGGACCAGAUGAGCGUGCAGAGCACUGAGAUUGGUUGA
Molecule: messenger RNA, 1125 nt
Organism: Penicillium oxalicum
Lineage: Eukaryota; Fungi; Ascomycota; Eurotiomycetes; Eurotiales; Aspergillaceae
Product: casein kinase II subunit beta
Exons: 1
Coding region: 1-1125 (374 amino acids)
Cellular component (GO): cytoplasm; protein kinase CK2 complex
Molecular function (GO): protein kinase regulator activity
Source: RefSeq, a predicted model, not a curated record